Messenger RNA from Cricetulus griseus (Chinese hamster), 516 nucleotides. The record is from RefSeq and is a predicted model, not a curated record. Lineage: Eukaryota; Metazoa; Chordata; Mammalia; Rodentia; Cricetidae.
AUGGCCGCACCCGGACCCCGCGCCUUGCGUGCUGCUCUCUGCGGCGGUUGUUGUUGCCUCCUCCUGUGUGCCCAGCUGGUUUUAGCUGGUAAAGGAGCGCGAGGCUUUGGGAGGGGAGCCUUGAUCCGCCUGAACAUCUGGCCUACUGCCCAAGGGGCCUGCAAACACCUAGCACACUGUGAACGCUGUGUGGACAGGGCCCACAAUCUCUCCAUCUGCGUCUGGCAACAAUGUGGGCUAGAGGAGCCAGGACACUGUGUGGCCCAAGCUGAGGUGCUCAAGGAGGGUUGCUCUCUCUACAACCGUUCAGAGUCAUGCCCAGCUUUCCACCACCAUCCCACCCAUGAACCAGAGAUGAGCACAACAGGAAGUCCCCCAGUCCCUGAAACCCACGGCUCAGGCUUUGAUGGAGCCAGCUUCAUCGGGGGCAUUGUGCUGGUGCUGAGCCUGCAAGCAACUGCCUUCUUUGUGAUGCGUUUCCUCAAGGCCAAGGACAGCACUUACCAGACAUUGUGA